AUGAUCUCUCCCAUCUCCCUCAAGGCCGUCGGUGCCGGUGCUGCCGUUUAUAUGCUGGGCCAGCAGGUUCAGUGUCCCUUCAUUGCCAUUCCUCUCAUUAGCGAUGCUGUUGCCAUGACCGUCGCCCAGGUCGGCUCAGCUGCUGCUAGCUUCGGUGGUGCCAUUGCCGCUGGCCACUUUGCCGGCACCAGAGAUCUGCAUGACCGUGACACCAAGGUGACCGCUCCUGCUGGCGUGCCUCAGUACAACUUCGAUAUGUGUGCCGAUAGCUUGGCCGACCCCGCCGUCACAGUCACCGUUAGCGGUCCCGUUGAGAACAAUGGCGUCAAGGUUGAGGGCCUUCCCUCUACUUGCAUGGUCCUUUCGAACGUUUUCGACGGCGAUGCAGCUGGUGGUCCCGUGCCUACUCCUUGUGGCUCUGCAUGCCUUCUUUACAACAACUUGAAUGCCGAUCAGUAUGGCCAGAUGCAGGCCAUUUUUGAGAAGAUGAAGAACUUGUAA
Penicillium coprophilum is the source of this 501-nucleotide messenger RNA. RefSeq lists its product as uncharacterized. Bases 1 to 501 code for a protein of 166 amino acids. The transcript has 2 exons. The record is from RefSeq and is a predicted model, not a curated record. NCBI's taxonomy places the organism in Eukaryota, Fungi, Ascomycota, Eurotiomycetes, Eurotiales, Aspergillaceae.